AGUUGGUGUCACUGAGAAAGCGCGCGGUUUUCUAGGUACAACGGGUACAACGACGAAAGGGUGAAUGGGUGGAUCCUGAUACAUCUGUUGUCAAUAAUGUAGAGCGAUGCAGUCUACUUAAUAGCUUGUGUUUAAUGUAAUGUUCCAUUGAGUAGGCAACUAACAUAAUUGGUUCAUUAAACUGUGAUAAUGCGUGAUAAUUUUAGUUUUGUGUGCAAGAAUUUAUGGUUCCCUUUUUUUUGGAAGUAAACCACCUUAAGUCAGUUUUGAAGUAAUUUCUUGAAGAAAAAAACCGCAAUGAAGGACCACGGCGUGAAAGAAGAUUCCUUAAGCGAAGUUCAAAAUGCAACUAGUGCUGAGGAAAUUGAUGAAAUACGGAAAAGAAACAUCGCAUAUGAAUAUUUAUGUCAUCUGGAAGAAGCAAAGAUGUGGUUGGAGGCUGUUCUUCAUGAGAAGUUGCCUCCAACAACUGAAUUAGAAGAAAGUCUUCGUCAUGGAGUAUACUUGGCAAAACUUGGACAUUUCAUUGCUCCAGAAGUGGUACCAGUAUCAAAAAUAUACGAUCUUCAAUUGCAACGUUACAAUGUUGCAGGGCUGCAGUUUCGUCACACAGAUAAUAUAAAUUAUUGGUUGAAAGCACUUGUUAUUUCUGGUUUACCUAAAACUUUUCAUCCAGAAACCACCGAUGUUUAUGAUAAAAAAGGAAUGCCUAAAGUUAUAUAUUGUUUACAUGCCCUUAGUACUCAUUUGUUCAAGAUGGGUCGGGCACCAUUAAUACAAGCUUUGUAUGGGAAAAUUAAUUUCACAGAUGAUGAAAUAAGUAAUAUGAAACUAGCUUUGGAAGAUAAUGGUAUUCCGAUGCCUGCAUUUCAAAAGAUUGGUGGACUUCUCUCGGAGGAUUUAACUGAUGACACCAGAGCUUUGCAUGAUGUAAUUGUUAAAAUAAAUUAUGCCCUCGAUCAAACGGAUACUGAAAUGCUGCUUCAUGCCCUUGAAAAUCAAGUUGCAAAAUUACACGAUGUUAAACCUUCAUAUAUUAAACAUUAUUGGAAUGUAUUACGUGAUGCAAAGAUUUUGAAGGUGAAAGCUGCUAUGAAUAGGUCUUUCCUGGAGAGUUUUACUGCAGAUGAAUAUGAUGAGCUUCUCACUCAAGCAGAAGUACAAGGUCACAUUACAUCAGUGAAUGUGGCAUGUUCGAGGCAUGAGCUUAUUGAUGCAGCCAAAAAGAUGAAUAAAGAACAUUUUAUGACUAUUUUAAGUAGCCCAUGGUUUGGACUGAGGAAUGUCAAUGUGGAAAAUGAACCUUUUUAUGUGGAAGAAAUUUUGAAAAUGGAGAAAAGAUUAUUGGAACAAUUCUCGACUUUAAAUAUUUGUGGUGAUUUACAAAAAGUUGUUAUUCAAGGAAAUAAGAAAGCUCAUCUCCAAAAUGAAGUGUCAAAGGUGAUGCAGAGAAUUGAGAAAUGCCUUCGCUCCAGUUCACGAUCUCAUGAAGAUUUAUUGAAGUUAUUAAAAAAUGAUGUAUUGGAUAUGGAAGUUGAAGAUUUUGCAUCCCCACUCUAUUUUGAAGAAUUGAAAGCAGAUUUGGAAGACACUGGGGGAUUGGAUUACCAUUAUAAAGUGAAAUACUGGCAGGAGUUGGCUAAAGCCCGUCAGUCGAAAUUAUAUGAGAAAUGUAGUUGUCAAAUUUUAACUUAUUUUGAUAUACAGAAUUGUAUUGAUUCUGUAAAUGAACAUUAUGAAAACAGUAAUUUAGUUAUUCAAGCAUUACAUUUAUUAAAUGAUGCUGUUAAGAAGAGAGAUUUUAAAGCAGUAGAAAAUGUUCUUAAAAAUCCUGUUCUUGGAUUGACUGAUAAUGUCUCUUCUGUUGAUUCUUCUCUAUUUCUCUCAAUGUUAGAGUUACGUCAGAAACAAAGAGAAGGAUCUGAACUGUGGUUGGAGGAUGUUCAUGCAGUUGUGAAAGAUAUGCUUCAUGAAGUGCAUGAAGUCCAAAAAGUGUGUGCAUCUGUAUCUCAGAUAAAUAUGGCUUUGCAACAAGAAGAUCCAGAUUUUACAAUGCAUGCUCUUACUGAUGCAGGAUUUAAUGUGACAGGUUUAUCCAUAAAUCGAUGUUAUUCUGUUUUGAAGAAGUAUAAACAAAAGAAGAUGGCAAACUUCAAAGGGAAAUGGAUAAUUUACAAUACCAAAAGAGGAAAUAAGGUAUUUUUGAAUGCUGGAAACUUUAAUUAUUCAUGGGUAAAACCUGAGAAAUUUGAUGUUGAAUGCCAGUAUUUAUCGUUGAGAGACAUAGAGAAAAUAAUUUGCAAACUUCAUGAAGAGCAAGGUAAAAGAGCAUACAUUAAUGAAGUUUUUAUUGUACGUUUGCAAAGUUAUAUUCGUGGCUAUCUUGCACGCAAAUUAUUCUGGGAAAUGAAGAGAGAAAAGUGUGCAUUAAUCAUUCAGGCAUGGUGGCGCGGAGUUGUGCAGAGACAGAAAUUUGUUUUAGCCUUGCAGCAACGAAGAAACACAAGAAAAAGUCUCAAGUUUGAUGAUAUCUUAAGGCGUUAUCAAUGUGAAAACCUCAAAGCCCAAGUUACUCAAGCAAUUCGCCAUAAUCAACAGUUAGCAAAACAGUUGGAUACAAUGGAUAUUAAGAUUGGGCUUUUGGUUCAGAACAGAAUUUCAUUGCAGGAUGUUAUUGCUCAUAGCAAGAAUCUGAACGACUUGGCUCUUAGGAGUUUCUCAAGUGAGACAAUGGGUGUCAAAGGUUUGAAAUCCUUGACAAAAGAUAGCCGUAGGAGAUUAGAAGGCUAUCAACAUUUGUUUUAUAUGUUGCAAACAUGCCCCAAUUACUUGGCAAAACUUCUUUUCUGCCUACCAAAAGACAAAACUUCAAUGUUCAUCAAGACAGUCAUUUGGUCUCUCUUCAACUUUGGAACAAAUCAAAGAGAAGAGUGUCUAUUGCUUAAAUUAUUUUGUAGUGCUCUUCGAGAAGAAGUUUUGGAUGACAAAACUUUGGUUAUUAACACCAAUCCUGUUGAUAUCUAUAAGAUAUGGCGUAACCAGGAGGAAAUGAAACGAGGUGUUGUUUCUGAACUUCCUGCUUCUGUCUCUCCAGAACAAGCAUUGUCGCAUCCUGAAGUUCAGAAAAGACUCGCCACUAGUUUAAAUGCCCUCAAAAGUUUAACAGCAUUUUUUCUUGAUCACAUUACGGGAUCUAUUCAUCUUAUUCCUUAUGGACUCCUCUACAUUGCCAGAGUUUUGCGAGAAUCUUUAAUGGAAAAAUUCUCAUCAUUGCCAGAUAAGGAUAUAUUGAAGGUGGUAGGAAAUCUUAUAUACUACCAUUAUAUAAAUCCUGCAAUUAUUGGCCCAGAAACAUACGGAAUUAUUACUCUGUCUGCUGAUAAUUCAUUGUCAAGUGCUCAGAGACUUAAUUUGGCCAGCAUUGCGAAGAUACUUCAGUUUGCUGCUGUGAAGAAAGGGUUUGGAGAAGAGUCCUGCCACCUCAUGUGCUUGAAUAAUUUCAUCAUUGAAUGUCACAAGAAGUUUAAAACCUUCUUUAGAGAUUGUUGUGAAGUGGAAGAUUUGGAUAGUCAUUUCAGUUUACAUCAGUACUCGGAAGCAACUCUUAUCACUAGACCUGUGAUUUAUGUUACUUUGCAAGAGAUUUGUGACACUCAUAAGCUUUUAGUGGACUAUUUGGCCCAUAUUGCACCAGACCCUAUGGAUCCCUUGUCUGAACUUUUGGAGGAUAUGGGAGAUCCACCCACUAUUGCAACUCUUGUUGGCAGAAGUCCCAGUGAUUCAUCAUUGACUCAUCUUGCAAAAACAGAAGUCUGCCUUACUCUUGUCAACAAACAUGAAGUGCCUGAAGAUGAUGAUACUGAUAUUCAUAAACUCUUUAUAAAAGCUAAAGAAAUAUUAGUUUUUCUACUACCGUGCUUGAAAGGAGAAACUUUGGUGGAUGCAUUGUCUGCCCCAGAAACAGAACAACAGGAAGAAUUGUAUUCUGAACUAAUCCAUGAUAGAGCAUUUAAACAGAAUAAGCAUGGGCAUAAAAAUUUGUACACUACUUUUUGUAUCAAUGAAGAAUCUUUACACAGUUGUAAAAAUCUUCUGCGGCAAUAUUUGGCGAAAUUGGAACUUGGAGGUCUUGUGUCUCAGGAUGAUCAUUAUCAAACUAUUAUUACUGCUAUUGCACAUGACAUUUGCAACCACGGAAAGUAUCGUGAAAUUAUUAGACAGGAACUCCAAACAUUGUGGGAAACAAAAUUCAGUUUGGAUCAGAAAGCAAAAUUUUAUGAGGAACAAGUAAGUUUGUACAACCAGUAUAUAGAAAAAUGUUUGGAGAAUCUAAACGCAGGAAAAAGAAAUGUGCACUCUCUCAAGAAAUCCUCUCAGCAUCGAAAAGUGAAAUCAAAGUUGGUGCUUAAGUACACUGCUGCUCGUCUUCAUGAAAAAGGCAUUUUAUUAGAAGUGGAUGGUUUACCAGCUUCUCAAUUUAAAAACGUGCAAUUUGAGAUAUCCCCAUCAGAUGUCAAUGGAAUUUUCACUAUAUGUGGUCGCUUUAUGGGUGUUGAUCUUGAGAAGGUGGAUGUAGAUAUUCAGCAUCUCCUGCAAUUACAGUUCGAAGGUGAAUCCGUUACUGAUAUCUUUGGGAAAGCAAAAGUCAAUGUGAAUCUACUUCUGUUUCUUCUGAAUAAGAAAUUUUAUGGAAAGAACUAAAAAAAUAUAUUUUAAUUAUUAGAUAUUAAUCAACAUUUCUACUAAUUCCUUCGAUGACUUGUCUUUAGUUUAUGUUGAUUAACUUCAGGAAGUAGACUCUUCACUUAUUUAGAUGGUGAUUAUUAUUUGAUAAUUUUAUAUAAUCAUUAAAUUUUCAAUAUUUAUUGACCAUAAGAUUGUAUAUAGAUUUUUCUUUCAAUAUAUAAUCGCAAUUCUGCUAGUCGUAACUUACUUAAAUAUAAGGAUGUUUUAUAUGAAGAGAUGAGCAGUCGAGGCCAAGGCUGACACUACGCACAAGUGUACUUUCUUAUAUUACAUUGGGGAAAAUAUAAUUGGAUAAUUUGUUUGAAUUAAUUUUUUAACAUUCAUAUUAUGUUUCUUAAAUAUAUUUUUGCUAGAGUUUUAUUAUAUAAUUAAUAAACAAUUGCAUGUGUUCUGAACAUAUUUAAUGAAUAUCAUUCAAAAAAAUUUAUGUAUAUUAAGAAAGAUUCCAAUUCUUGUUUCUUGUCAAAUUUCUACCAUUUUCAAAACUGGUGCAAUUAUCUUUUUCUAUAUAAUGACGUUCAUAAUGUUUGUAAUAGUUGAGUGAAGUUCCUAAUUUGUUUGGUAUUUGUAUUAGGCAUUAACAAUAAAGAAGUAAUGCCUUAUAAAUGUAUUUUGUAAUAUUGUAAACAUUCUAUUGAAGUAAAAAUAAUAACAUAUUUGUUUGUGUAUGAUUCUAAAAAUACCUAGACUGAAGAAACUGUUUUUAAUUUUAUUGAAUAAGUUUCAUGUUUUGAUAUCUAUUUCUGAAAUUCUUGGAAAGUUUUUAUUUUUAAUUCAAUUUAUUGGUGAUUGUAGUGCUUUCAUAUUCAUUUUUUGCUAUUUUGGCCUUGAGAAAAUAUUUAAUUUGUAUUGUUUAAUGAACAGAAAGUUUGAGAAUACAUUUAAUUGUUUAGGGAAUUCUAAUUUGUUUCAAACUUCACUCAACAGAAUCAUAUUUUUGUACAUAUUGUGUGUAUCAAAUACAUUUCUGCAAUAACAAUAUUUUACAUAUCAAAGUAACAAAUAUAUAUAUAUAUAUAAAUACAAAGUUGUAACAUACUUAUUUUCUAUAUUCCUUUGUACAUAUAUCAAUGUGAAUUGUACAGAAAUGGGUUAGAAAUCUGAAUUGUGAAAGAGCACUAAGGUGGCAACUAAUAUCUUGUAUUAUUAUUAUUAUUAUGAAUUGAAUACAUUAAUAAAUAAAUAAUUAUAAUUAAU
Gryllus bimaculatus (two-spotted cricket) is the source of this 5943-nucleotide messenger RNA. Lineage: Eukaryota; Metazoa; Arthropoda; Insecta; Orthoptera; Gryllidae. The record is from the annotation of a GenBank genome assembly.